Molecule: messenger RNA, 1308 nt
Organism: Scomber japonicus (chub mackerel)
Lineage: Eukaryota; Metazoa; Chordata; Actinopteri; Scombriformes; Scombridae
Product: 60S ribosomal protein L3-like
Exons: 10
Coding region: 27-1253 (408 amino acids)
Biological process (GO): translation; ribosomal large subunit assembly
Cellular component (GO): cytosolic large ribosomal subunit; ribosome
Molecular function (GO): RNA binding; structural constituent of ribosome
Source: RefSeq, a predicted model, not a curated record
CCCUCGCCUGGUCAGUGUAAGCAGACAUGUCUCAUCGCAAAUUCCAUGCCCCCCGCCAUGGGCACAUGGGUUUUCUGCCCCGCAAGCGCAGCAGGAAACAAAGGGGUAAGGUACGUACAUGGCCCAAAGAUGACCCCAGCCAUCCUGUCCACCUCACUGCCUUCCUGGGAUACAAGGCUGGCAUGACCCAAACCCUCAGAGAGAUUCACCGUGUUGGCCUCAAGCAAUCAAAGCGAGAGGAAAUAGAGGCUGUCACCAUCAUUGAGACUCCCCCGAUCAUCGUGAUGGGGGUUGUGGGAUACAUUCGGACUGUGCGUGGCUUGCGUACCUUUAAGACCAUCUUUGCCGAGCAUCUCAGUGACGAAUGCAAGCGCAGAUUUUACAAAAACUGGUACAAGAGCAAGAAGAAGGCUUUCACCAAAUACAGUAAGAAGUGGCAGGAGGAGACAGGAAAAAAACAGCUGGACAAGGAUUUUGCCUUGAUAAAGAAAUACUGUUCAGUUGUCAGGGUUAUUGUUCACUCCCAGAUGCGAUUGCUGCCUAUAAAGCAGAAAAAGGCCCACAUCACGGAGGUGCAGCUAAAUGGGGGAAGCAUCUCGGACAAGGUGGAUUGGGCAAAGGAGCGUCUGGAGCAGGCUGUGCCCGUUUUUGCCGUCUUCAACCAGGAUGAGAUGAUCGAUGUCAUUGGUGUCACCAGGGGUCAUGGCUUCAAAGGUGUAACAAGUCGCUGGCACACAAAGAAGCUCCCAAGGAAGACUCACAAGGGUCUGAGGAAGGUUGCCUGUAUUGGAGCCUGGCAUCCUGCUCGUGUAAACUACACCAUAGCUCGUGCUGGUCAGAAGGGCUAUCAUCACCGUACGGAGCUCAACAAGAAGAUCUACCGUAUUGGUAAGGCUGUCCACAUCCAGGAUGGUAAGGUGAUCCGGAACAACGGUUCCACUAACUACGACACCAGCCAGAAGACUAUUACCCCCAUGGGAGGCUUCCCACACUAUGGUGAAGUGAAUAAUGAUUUUAUCAUGGUGAAAGGCUCUGUUGUCGGAGCUAAGAAACGUGUCCUCACCCUUCGAAAGUCUUUGCUUGUGCACACAUCUCGCAAAUCCAAGGAGGCUAUUGAGCUCAAGUUAAUUGACACCACUUCCAAGUUUGGACAUGGUCGCUUCCAGACUGCCCAGGAGAAGAGGGCUUUUAUGGGGCCACUGAAGAAGGAUGCCCUGAAGAAACUGCCAGAGCCUCUGCCAGAAGAGGCCUGAAUGAACUGAUUAUGUUCUCAUGCAGUAAUACAAUAAAGUUUGUAUACAUAGAGAA